CAGCACUCUGAACUGGAUAACGUCUCCUUCAACCCGCAGCACAGACUCAUUUCUCUACACACCAGCUCUGAGUGGAUGCUCAGCAGGGGUGUUUGAGAUAUUAGCGCGCUGUGGGGGGAAAAGGCUCAGGGACUUCUUCCAUCCACAUACAAAAGAGCCGACAGUCAGGAGGAAUAUGGGCAAAUCCGAAAGCCAAAUGGAUAUCAUGGAGAAAUCAAGUAAACCUGGAAAGCGUCGUUGGACUGUUGCAGAAAUCGGUCUGUCCGUGCUGCUGCUGUUGGUCAGCUGUGCCUUGGCCGGGCUGGUAGUCCUCUACACAUCGAUUGUGAAAGAACAAUCUAACAAGACGAGUGUGUCGAGGAGCUCAACAAGUGAAGGCCAGAUGUCUCGCUCCAGCCUCGACAGUGUGUGCACAACUGCGGACUGUGUUACUGCAGCUGCUCGGCUCCUGCAGAACAUGGAUAAGUCUGUGAAGCCUUGUGAUAAUUUCUACCAGUAUGCCUGCGGGGGUUGGCUGGAGAGACACGUGAUCCCUGAGACGAGCUCCCGCCACAGCGUCUUUGACAUUCUGAGGGACAAGCUGGAGAUUGUCCUCAAAGGUGUUCUGGAGAUGGAAAAUCAAAAGGACAGAAAUGCCAUCAAGAAGGCCAAAGUCCUUUACAACUCCUGCAUGAAUGAGAGCCUCAUAGAGCAGCGUGACUCGCAGCCCCUUCUGAAGCUCAUUGAGAGUAUCGGAGACUGGCCCGUGGCGUCAGAUGACUGGAACACCACUACAGAGGAAGCAUGGAGCCUUGAGGACACACUGGCCAAGCUUACCGCUCAUUUCCACAAGAAGGUUCUGCUGGACAUGUACGUGUGGACGGAUGACAGAGACUCCCGGCGCCAUAUCAUUUAUAUUGACCAGCCGGGACUUGGCAUGCCAUCAAGAGACUAUUACUUCAACGAUGGAAACUAUAAAAAGGUUCGAGAGGCCUACCUACAUUUCAUGGUCUCCGUAGCGAAGAUAACCCGUGAGGACAGGAACUUGACUCAGGAUGACGACCGUGUGUGGGAGGAAAUGAUGCAAGUGCUGGAGCUGGAGACAGACAUCGCCAAUGCCACAUCGCCGGCAGAGGAGCGCCAAGAUGUCACCGUUCUUUACAACAAGAUGACAAUUGGAGAGCUACAGAGCACAUUCAGCUUUAAUGGUUUUAACUGGACACAGUUCAUCCAGGGAGUGCUCUCCAGCGUGUCCGUGGAGGUGCAGCAGGAGGAGGAGGUGGUGGUGUACAGCUCUCCUUAUCUGGAGAAGAUGAAUGAAGUUCUCCCCAAACACAGUGUCAGAACUAUGCAGAACUACCUCAUCUGGCAGCUUAUCAUUGACAGAGUUAAUAGCUUGAGCCGCCGUUUCAAAGACGCCAGAGCACGUUACAGAAAGACUUUAUAUGGGACCACUGUGGAGGAUGCGUGGUGGCGAGAAUGUGUCCGUUAUGUCCAGAGCAGCAUGGAGAACGCGGUUGGAGCUCUUUAUGUGCGAGAGACCUUUGCUGGGGAAAGCAAACGGAUGGUCAGUGACCUUAUCGGUAAGAUCCAGAAGGCGUAUGUGGAAACGCUGGAGGAGUUAAGUUGGAUGGAUUCAACCUCAAAGGAGAAGGCAAGAGAAAAGGCUAUGGCGAUCAAGGAGCAUAUUGGCUAUCCGGAUCAUAUUCUGCAGGAAAGCAACCACAAGCUUGACCAGGAGUACGCUCAUCUGAAUUUCAGUGAAGAGCUCUACUUUGAGAACAUCCUGGAAAAUCUCAAGUCAGAAGCACACAAGAGUCUGAAGAAGCUCAGAGAACCAGUCGACCCAGACUUGUGGAUAAUUGGUGCUGCUGUGGUGAAUGCAUUCUACUCACCCAACAGGAACCAGAUCGUGUUUCCGGCAGGAAUCCUGCAGCCGCCGUUCUUCAGUAAACAUCAGCACCAGGCCCUUAACUUCGGCGGGAUAGGAAUGGUUAUCGGACAUGAGAUCACACACGGAUUCGAUGACAACGGGCGUAAUUUUGACAAGGAUGGUAAUAUGCUAAACUGGUGGAGUAAUUACUCUGCAGAGCAUUUUAAAGAGCAGUCACAGUGCAUGGUGCAACAAUAUGGCAACUUCAACUGGAAGCUCGCAGGUGGACAAAACGUUAGUGGAAUCAGCACUUUGGGGGAGAAUAUUGCAGACAACGGAGGGGUUCGUCAGGCAUAUAAGGCUUAUUUAAAGUGGGUGGAGAUGGAGGGUGAGGAGCCUCAUCUGCCUGGUCUAGACAUGGAUCACAAGCAACUUUUCUUUCUUAACUUUGCCCAAGUGUGGUGUGGUGCAUAUCGGCCAGAGUAUGCCAGCCAGUCCAUCAAGACUGACUCCCACAGUCCCUUAGAGUACAGGGUGCUCGGAUCGCUGCAGAAUUUCGAAGCGUUCUCAGAAGCUUUCCAGUGCCAAAAAGGCAGUAAAAUGAACCCUGAGCAGAAGUGUCGUGUCUGGUAGAAAGUUUUACUCUUGAGAAAUGUAUUUCUUGACUUGGGCAACUCAAAUGAAAAGAACAAGAUGUACUCCUUAAACCCACAGAGACAUCCUGCUUAUUUCCAACUUAUUUGGGGCAGAGUGACAACACAGACAUUUGCAUUUACUGUAGAUGUAUUUAAAACGGAUGACAUCCUGGGCUACAUCGUAGUUUUAAAACUUGAAGCACGUAUACCAUAAAAAAAAAAAAGAAAAAAAGAAACUUGCUAAAGUGUUGUCUCUGGAUGAAAAGGUCACUUGUUCUGUUUUUUUGCUGUGUCCCACGGCAGGUGACUAGUGGGAAUAAAAAGGCUAUGUAGAAAAACUAAGACCUGGAAAAGGUCAAAGCUUAUAUGGCCGGCUUUAAAUGCUUUGCCAGCCUUUCUUGAAUUAAUCCUGAAAAGAAUCUCUUGUGCAGAUUUCUGUGAUUUUUCCAUUAUCAUUUGGCACUCAGCUGCCUUGGUAUCUUUCCUCUGAUGUAUUAUUUUCAAGACAUUGUGCCACUUAGGAAGAAACAAUAGUGAACAAAUCUCUGACAGAGGAGUAUGAAAUAAAAACAAGAGCUAUGGGCUUUGCGAAAGUGAAGCUACAAUAGAAUUAGUCACACUCUGAGAGUUUGGUCAUUCACUGUUACAUGAAACAAAUUACCUAAAGACUUUAAGACUGUUAAAUCUUUGCAGCUUUAACCUUAAAUUAACAUUCUGAGAGAGCUGCGGCUUUUUACACUCACAGAGUGGAUACAUAUUUAAAAUUUACAAAGCUAUUUAGUACUUUUUGGAGGAUAUUUUUUUCUAAAUUUCAUUAUCACGUCCUGCAAAUGAUUGUCGCUCAAUACUCACUGCAGAAAUGUAUAUGUACGUCCUGUGAGAAACCAUAUUCCAGAUGUUUUACUGGUGGCCUGCUACUUUUUUAAGCAAGUGAGAAAAAAACACCUGCUGGAGAUAGAGAGAUGUGAUAAUGAUAAAAAAAAGAAAAAUGUAUAUCACUUAAUUGCAUUGUUGCCAAGUUUAGAUAGAGGUUUGGAUAUACAGUAGGUUGCUAAUCACCGCUGUGUUGUGUGUUUAAAGCUCGCUCCCUCUCUUUUUUCUGCUUCCACACAUUCCACCUUUUUACAUGAUUUUGAGAGGUUAUAUAGCUACCAAAACAAUUUGCACUUACCUUAAUUUAUUCCAAAUUAUAACGUCUGCUUGUACGAUAUCUGUAAGUUUACAUUUAACUCAACACAGUGAUCGAAAUGUAGAAGAAGUGCGAUCUCCAACAAAAAAGAAGGAGACGCAAACACACAGUGAUAGCAAGACUUUUAGCCUCUGGGCUAGCCAAUUACAUGCUAAGGGUAAGAGAAGAAAAAACCCUCACAAACACACUCACACAUGGACAGAUGAAGUGGUUUGCCCUCUGAUCUCGCAUUGAUCAGCGCUGUGUGAGAUGAAAGGAUGAAGCGCAGUGUGCUGAAGCGUGGUGACUGACCGCUGCAGCCAAACCACCAGCCCGCAGGCACACACACACACACACACACACACACACACACA
Molecule: messenger RNA, 4029 nt
Organism: Centropristis striata (black sea bass)
Lineage: Eukaryota; Metazoa; Chordata; Actinopteri; Perciformes; Serranidae
Gene: mmel1
Product: membrane metallo-endopeptidase-like 1
Exons: 24
Coding region: 176-2485 (769 amino acids)
Biological process (GO): protein processing
Cellular component (GO): plasma membrane
Molecular function (GO): metalloendopeptidase activity
Source: RefSeq, a predicted model, not a curated record